Molecule: messenger RNA, 1406 nt
Organism: Drosophila persimilis
Lineage: Eukaryota; Metazoa; Arthropoda; Insecta; Diptera; Drosophilidae
Product: UPF0454 protein C12orf49 homolog
Exons: 2
Coding region: 265-918 (217 amino acids)
Biological process (GO): positive regulation of SREBP signaling pathway
Source: RefSeq, a predicted model, not a curated record
AUUUAAUCUGUAAAUAAAGUUGGAAGUUGCAACAGUGGGCUAAUUGUUUUGGCCACAGGACGAAUACCACGUGUCACAGCAGCAUAAACAUCGGAAUAGCGGAGCAGCUGAACCCAAUGCGCAUGCAGGGUGCGGGCCAGUGGAGAGCUGUCGCAGUGCAGCAGCAAGCGGAGGAAGCCGAACAGGCGGCGUCACAGUGGGCCCUCCCACUCUGGUAGCGGGGCUGGGCUGGCUAUGCUGCUGGGAUGCGGUCACUAGCAUACGAUGUGGCCAGCCGCACUUACACGCCUGCUGAGAAGACGCAUCAUCUACAUAAUUCUUGUGCUGCUGCUGCUUAUGUGCAUUAUCUGGGGCAACCUUUUGGAUCGACAGGGCGCCUUUAGUGGUCUGCACUAUGACGACUUUGAGGUGCAGCGCACGCGCCCGCUCCUCUGGACGCAGCAGCUUUUGGCGCCAGAACAGCACAUCAAUCGUACUCGGGACACGGAACUGCGGUGCCGCAACUCGGUGCAGGGCCGCCAGCUGCUCACCGACGAGCGCGGCUUUGUGUGCCUGCGAGAGCAGGCCCUCCCCAGCGGCUGCUGCAACCUGGAGAUGCCCGGAAUCGGCUACUACAGCUGUCGCACCUGCAACGCCACCACCAACUGCUGCCGCCUGUACGAGUACUGCGUGUCCUGUUGCCUGCAUCCCGACAAGCAGCCACUCCUCGAACUGGUGCUGCAGUCAGCCUACACACCCAAAUACAUCUAUGCCAGUGUGGCAGAUCACUUCGAGCUGUGUCUCGUCAAGUGCCGCACCAACUCGCACUCUGUGGAGCACGAGAACAAGUACCGCGACGGUAAAGCCAAGCACUGCUACGGCAUCACCGAGGCUCACGAGUCGCAGCGUGACGUGGCCCCCCCGGCUGUCCACAGCUAGCUAACACAACGAUUAUAGCACGUCCGAAGGUGCUCUUUCUUUCUCCUGCCCCUAAGCUAAGUCAGACAUAGCUUCACGUUGAGAUUUCUUGUACUCCGCAUCCGCCCCAAAGGACUUUGACGGAGUGGACACAGAUAAAUGAGCUUUACCUCCAACUAGAAAUAUAACUAGAACUAGACAACAGGCUUGCAGUAUUGGUAAUGGACCUGGGACUGCAACAAAGCACAACUACCUGUCCGGACCUGACUGUGGGAUCUGGGGACCUGCCCUCUUCGCCCGCAUAUAGAACAAACAAAAAGCAACAAAAUGUAAUGCAAUCAUGGAUAGCAUUUACGUACGUACGAGUUAUAUUAUAGCAUAACUUUGUAUGCUGCUUUCUUGUAACUUAGAUCCUAGAUUCGUAACUUAAGUAAUUUAUUCACGUGUAGUUCUGCUUUCUUUUUAGAAGAAUGUGUGAGCCAUUAAAUGAGAACCAUUCAAGUGCCUAA